AAAUAUUGUGAAGUACAAUUUCGCGUUAGUUAGGGACUAAACAGUUUGUGAAUGACAAGUUUUAUUCAAUAUGUCUGUCAAUGACAAGGAAGAUGCUAAUAACAACAUCCAUGAAGAAAAACAAAAUGGUGUGAUUGGCGAGGUCCAUGAUGCUAAGAGAACGCUACUGAAAAAACAUGAACAAUUUGAAGUGGACAUGCCACAGGGAGAUGAUCAGAAACAUAGGAUAUUUACUAAAAAAUUCAUUAUCGGCAUUAUAAUGAUUUUAUGUGUAGUUGGCAUAGUUGUUGCUGUUGUCAUAUCGACAAGUGGCAGAAAUGAAAUUAAUAGUCGACUAACGGUUGCAUCAAGUACUGCCAAAACAGAAUAUUCCCGAGAAGAACUCUUAAUUAUGUGUCACCUUACAACAACAACCCAACCUCCUACAACUGAUUCCAGUUUGGUCGAAGAAUGCAGUUGGCUAUUGAAACAUGAUUAUGAAAUUUCAGAGAAUGGAAAUACGACAAAACAAUUUUUAUGCAAAACGUACCCACAUGUUUUGCCAAAGCUGUGCAGUCUAUAAAUACUCUAAAGGACCUUGUAUAUAACUGUUUAAAACGCUAUACUGGAUAAACUGGAUCGUUGCUGAAACAAUUGUACAUAUAUCGCUUAGUUUUUUUUAUUUAAUAACUGAGACAUUCCUUGCAAACUCAUAUUUUUUGUUGAAAAGAAAACAUUUCAAAACCAUUGCCAUAUCAUUGGAUAAAAACGCGAAUCUUGAAAUGCAUAAUUAUGCCAUUUUUGGUACAAUUAAUAGUGUCAGUAAUAAGGUCGAUUGAUUGAAUAACCUAUAAGAUAACUUACAUGUAUAAAGUGGUGUUAAUAUUCUUUGAUGUUGUGAAAAGUUUUGUCAAAUAUUAAUUCAUGAUAAGUAAGAAUAUUAUGAAUAUGUAACUGAAUUCAACCUAAGCACAAUAAAACAUUAUACACUACAAAGAAAAUACGAUAGUAGCAAUGCACUUGACAAUAAAUCUGAAAGGCAAUGCAUCAAGUACAUUUUUAAAAGUAUUGGUACAACUAGGCCUAUUUUGUAUAUAUGUUUAUGUAUGUAUGGAUCAAAUAAAUAUAUAUUUACAU
Molecule: messenger RNA, 1116 nt
Organism: Owenia fusiformis
Lineage: Eukaryota; Metazoa; Annelida; Polychaeta; Sabellida; Oweniidae
Source: the annotation of a GenBank genome assembly